AUGGCAGAGGCUAGCGCGCUGGAGGAGCUUCACACUGAACUUACGUGUCCAGUGUGUCUUGAUUUGUUUCGCGAGCCAGUCAUUCUCGAAUGUGGUCACCACUUCUGCCGCGUAUGUAUUAGUCAGUGCUGGGAGACCAAAACUGAGGAGAGUACUAAUUGCCCACAGUGCCGGAAGACCUGCACGCUCAAACUGAGGCCCAACUCCCUUCUGUGUAAUGUCGUUGAGAGUGUAAGACGCGCAAGGGCGAUGAACUCGAUACCCAAGGAGUCACCGCGAGCGCAAGAGCAACCUUCGCAAGAGAUGUUGUCCUGCGCGCAAGAUGUGGCGGCCGACGAAGUGAGUGACUUGUGCACAGAGCACGAAGAGCGGCUGAAACUAUUCUGUGAGGAUGAUCAGGUGGCAAUCUGUCUGGUUUGUGGAAUGUCUCGAGACCACAAGAAUCACAACCUUAUUCCCAUCAACGAAGCUUUCGAGAAUUAUAAGGAGAAGUUGUCUGUAUGUCUUCAGAAAGUUGAGCAACAAAGAGAGGAUGCCUCUGAGCAUCUAUCUCAGACCAAUGAAAGGAUCCUGCAUAUGAAGGAGGUAGCCAAUGAGCUGGAAGAGCAGAUCAGCACAGAAUUUCAGCAGCUUAGAGACUUCCUGUCACAGCAAGAAGAGGAAGUGAAGUCACGUUUGCGACGAGUGAAAGAAGAGAAGCUGAAGCGUUUGGAUGAAAUGCUCACUCAAACCACCUCCCAAAUCAGCCAGCUGGAGCUCCAUACCAAUCUCAUACAUGCAAAACUCCAGCAAGAGGAGAAUCCAGCAUUGCUGACGGGAAUUGCAGAUUUCAUAGAGAGUGCACAGUGUGUAUUUGAGCGGCCAGAGCAAGUUUGUGUGGAUUUGCCAGCGGGCGAGUUUGUCGGGCCACUGCAGUACCAUGUUUGGAGGAACAUGAGCUCAGUAAUAAAGCCAGGAGUGGAGGCAAUAACCCUGGACCCUUUGACGGCCUACCCUCGACUGUGUGUGUCUCCUUGUGGCCGCAGUGUGCAUGUGGGAGAGAUCAAACGUGGCCUGCCCAACAACCCCGAGCGUUUCACACUCUACAACAUUGUCCUGGGAACUCAGGCUUUCUCAGAGGGUCGUCACUACUGGGAGGUGCAGGUGGAAGGAAAAACAGCAUGGGGACUGGGUGUGGCCAGUGCAUCUGUCAAUCGUAAGGAGGAGUUAAGCCUGUGUCCGGAGGAGGGAUUUUGGACAAUGAUUCUGAGUGAUCAGGGCUAUGAGGCGUGUACCAGCACAGAGGAAAGGCCUCUUUCCCCGGCCCACCCCCCUUCUCGCAUAGGUGUAUACCUGGACUGUGGGCAGGGUCAGGUGUCAUUUUAUGAUGCUGGAGAUAUGACACACUUAUACACCUUCACUGAUGCACACUUCACUGAACCUGUCUACCCUUACUUCAACCCCUGGCCAAUCAUCAACGGCCGUAACCGUGAGCCCCUCACCAUACGCACACCCCAACUCUAA
Chanos chanos (milkfish) is the source of this 1503-nucleotide messenger RNA. RefSeq names its product zinc-binding protein A33-like. Bases 1 to 1503 code for a protein of 500 amino acids. Lineage: Eukaryota; Metazoa; Chordata; Actinopteri; Gonorynchiformes; Chanidae. The transcript has 7 exons. Gene Ontology annotation, molecular function: protein binding; zinc ion binding. The record is from RefSeq and is a predicted model, not a curated record.